This is a messenger RNA of Mus pahari (shrew mouse), 672 nucleotides long. It is a transcript of the gene Fam180b, whose product is annotated as family with sequence similarity 180 member B. The record is from RefSeq and is a predicted model, not a curated record. NCBI's taxonomy places the organism in Eukaryota, Metazoa, Chordata, Mammalia, Rodentia, Muridae.
AUGGUGGUGGCCGUGGUGGUCCCUGCCAAAGCAGUCUUUUUAAUGGGACUGUAUGCUGCAGUUAGAGACAUUGUGAUCUAUGGGCCUGAAUAUGUUUCUAGAAGGCUCUGGAUCUGGCAGUCCAUCGACAGCACCAUUGAAGGAGGUGGCCUGCAGACGCCAAGGAUGGAAAUGAUGCUGCAGGUCAUUUUUCCUAGCAUGAACCAUGGGAUUGGAGGGCUCCUCCUGCAGUACCACAUGCCCAGGGAUUUGUAGUGUGCUCAGCAAUGGCUAUGGCAACUCCACGAUCUUCAGAAAGGGCCUCCCCUUAGUCCUACGGCUUUUAAGCAUCUGUUCCUUACAGGCCUUGCUGUGUCUACUGACCACAAGGCUAGUGAGGCUGAGGAAAGGGGUCUUUGGGCCCAGGUCUUUGCCCUCCUGGCACGAACACUCUGAGGCCUGUGCAAGGAUCUCUGACCCCAGGGCCAGCACCCUUCUCUGGGAUCCUGGGCCUCCAUCCUUGACCUAACCCCUGACCCUUCCCUUUCACUUGAUGGUUUUUUUUUCUCUUCUCCCUUGCCCCAUCCUGGGCAAGUGCUCUUUCUAGCCCCUGGUCCUUCUUCAGAUCGCUGGCCAACCCUGACUCCUGACCCCCCAUGUUUAUUCCUAUCUGAUCUUGUUUCCUAUGCCUAG